GCCUCUUUGUACCAAUAUUUAUGUGUUCAAGUAAAUAUAAUAAAUUAAAAAAUAAAUUUUCUGUUUUAUUCCAAUUUUUUUCAGUUACAAUAUGAUUGGAUGAAACGAUUAAACAAACGUUAGAAAUAUAAACAUAUACACAUUUUAACUUGUCUAAUUCUAUGAAGAGAUCACACUGUCGAAAUUCCCGUCAGGCAUAUUCUAAAUGUCGAGGAGUAUGCUGUCUGAUACUAGGCAUUGUAACUGGUUUGUUAUUACUGUUACAUUUUAAAGUAUUCUUUGGAAAUACGUUCAAUUAUCAAGAGUACUAUAAAUAUUAUAAGAAUAAAAAAAAUUAUUUAUCCGAUAAAUUAAGAGAGUUUAUUGUUAAAAAUAUUGAGGAUGGUAGUAGUAGUAUUAGUCGUAGUACCGCUACUACAAAUUAUGAUUAUGAUAAUAAUAAAAAAUAUCUAAUCAUUAAUGCACAAACUACAUAUAACCAUUUAGACAACAAAAAUACACAGAGUAAACAAAAGAACAGAGAGCACACAAUAACUAUUACUAAUCCAGUUUAUUUCAAUACAACUGCUAUUAAUUCAAAGCCAAGUAUUCACAUAGAUACAGACUAUUCUACAAAACUGUAUAAUAAAAUAAGAAUAUUGUGUUAUAUUAAUACACAUCCAGAAAAUUAUUAUAAGAAAGCUAUACAUGUACAUAAGACAUGGGCUAGAAGAUGUACAAAGCAUAUAUUUAUGAGUACAAAAUUCGAUCCAAUUCUACCGGUUGCUGUUUUAAAAUUACCGUAUCCAGAAGUGAGAAUGCAUUUAUGGAGUAAAUUUCGCAUCAUACUUCGUUACAUUUACCAAUUUCGUAAUGAUUAUGAUUAUUUUUUAAAGACCGAUGAUGAUGCCUACGUAAUUAUGGAAAAUUUAUUGAAUGUUUUACAGAAUUACUCACCAGAUAUGCCUUUUAUGCUUGGGCAUAGAUUUCCGAUUCUUGCUCGAAAUGGUUAUUUUUCUGGUGGUGCAGGCUACGUUCUAUCUAGAGAAGCAUUAAAGCGUAUAGUUGAACAGUCAAUUGACAGACAUCAUAAUUGUCCAGUUUAUGAUGAAAAUAUGGAAGAUGUAAAAAUGAGUAUAUGUGGACAAGCAGUUGGUGUUCGCUUAUAUGAUGUAUUUGAUAUACUUGGUCGUUAUCAAUUCCGUUGGAGAUCGCUUGAUAUGUUGUUGAAUUUUACAUCUUUUCGAAGUUUGCACUGGCGUCCUGUGAAAUUACAACCGCAAACCUUAUAUGCAGCACCACAUCAAUCAUUACUUAGUGAUGUUGGAAUCAGUUUUCAUUAUGUUACACCAGAUAUGAUGUAUAUGUUAGAAUAUUUCUUAUAUCAUUUACGUCCAAUUGGAUUAGUGAAUAAUUUUGUACAACUACCUAAAGAAAUGUGUAAUGUGCAAUGAAAUAUUAAUCAUUUAUCUAUUCGUAUUUCAUUUUUGUAUGUUGACAAUAGAUUGUUUUUUCACUUCAUUUUUCAUAGAUCUUUAUUUCAAUAUAACUAGUAUAUUUAAAUAAUACAAUAAUUUCUUUCUAUCAUGAAUUGUUAACAAUCAAUUGUAAUGAUGAUAUUUCAUGUUAUGGUACGUAUAAAUUAUGUACUUGUCUAUUUCUC
This is a messenger RNA of Schistosoma intercalatum, 1642 nucleotides long. The record is from the annotation of a GenBank genome assembly. NCBI's taxonomy places the organism in Eukaryota, Metazoa, Platyhelminthes, Trematoda, Strigeidida, Schistosomatidae.